UGCUCUCGAAGCGGUGACCGCAACUACUUUUUUCCCCCGAGUACUUGCCUACGCUCUUCCGAAUGAAUAGGCGAUAGCGAGGUUUGUCCAUGAUGUUGAAAACGCCCCCUCGGAGGUGACGAGAAUGCGACAAACCGUGUUACAGCUUCAUCAUAGUUUGGAAUACCUUUCUUCUCGGGUUCCAUCAGUGGGUGAUGAUGAGCUUCUACCACCCAAACUGCGAGAGCUGCUGGACUCCGCUUUCCGAAAUACGGAUGAAAUUUUAGUUGAGCUGCGACGAAAAUGCCUCAAGGUAGACUUGGGGGGGUCAUCUGAAUUGCGCAGCAGGCUGAAGUUCGCUUGGAAAGGACAUGAUCGCUUAAAGUUGCUGCUGGUUCGACUUCAUGAGGCUGAGAGCGGUUUGCUGCUUGCCACAGAGCUUUUGAACAUGCAUGUCUCCUUAUCGAUCUUCUCGAACAUAAGCGAGAUACAAGCAAAUAUGCGCAAGAUAUCUCAUUCUGGAAGUCAAGUAGCAACUACCGGAAGCUCUUUGGCACUGUAUCGACCUCCUAGGUCUCAUGGAGUUACGUUAGCCACGCCUCCCGAAGUAUAUGCGAUUGACCCGUGGCUGCGCUGGCUCGGAUUUUACGGUGUUUUCAGUUGGUUUACUGAUCGGCAAAGACAUAGAUACCUGCAGAUGUUUAUAGGGUACAAGUUACCCGUGUUCGGCAAAUGCUUGUCCUUGUACACCCAGCUUUCUUGGUCGACAAGUCACGUUUCAAUACAGCCUUGCCAUAUACGUCUCCAGAACAGGAUCCCUAUCGAUUCUCCGUUUCUCACCGCGUGUCGGAAAGGCGAUGCUCGCAUGAUCAAACAGUUGGUGGACGCCGAUGGUUGGCUGGUCAAUACUAGAUCAUCAUGUAAAGGAGUCACUCCCCUUUUGCUCGCAAUCGAUUCACAAGAUUUGGACGCCAUCCGCGUCCUUUUGAACGCAGGCGCAGACGCUAACAUAGGAGACGAUGAGCGCACUCUACCGAUUUUCAAGGCGACUGGAUACAAAGACAAGAGACUGGAGAAGAACUCUAACCGCCGCUACGUACAAUUGCCACCGCCAACAACCAAGUGGCUAGACAUACUUGAUCUGCUUAUCCAAAACCACGCUUCCGUACAUGAAGUGGUGGGAGAAAAGACAAUGACCACAAUGAAGAUCGUCGGCGCAAAUUACCAGCCGGAAACCACAAUUCGAUUCUUUCGUAUGCUAGCAGAAGAGAAGUAUACGGAUUUCGACCUGCUAGACCAUAGUGGAUUGUCAGCUGUAGUGACUGCGCUUAGCAGUCGCGACUUAUCGAUCAGAGCCAUCGACAUGCUCGUGGCUAAGGGUAUCAACAUCAAACGUAUAUACGAAGAUGGAAGAACAGCUCUACAUUACGCUGCAAUGAAUUCGUCGAAUGUGGACGUUCUCAAGCAUCUGCACGAAAUACACGGGCUAACAGAGAUAGAUCGACAAGACCACUAUGGAUGGACGCCACUGCAUUACGCCAUAGGUUCUCCAUACUACAUGGACAGAAAUUACCAGUGCGGGUUGGUGGUUUAUCUGCUUAAGAUGGGAGCGGACCCUUAUAUCAAAGGCCAGGGGGUAUUGCCGCGUAUGCACCCUCAAUUUCGCCCCCCGAGCUUGGAUGACCAUAUCUCGCCGUUUGAAUGGGCUGCUGAAAGUGGAUGCCAUGUGGCUCUUCAGUUCCGCCGGGAUAUGAUUGAUGCUGGUUUGGAUCCUCCUCAUGAUGAAGACUUGGAAGAUGUUUUUCAUGACGCGGUAGAGACUGUUGUUGCGAGCACUUGA
Periconia digitata is the source of this 1819-nucleotide messenger RNA. Lineage: Eukaryota; Fungi; Ascomycota; Dothideomycetes; Pleosporales; Periconiaceae. The record is from the annotation of a GenBank genome assembly.